UCCGCCCGUUGCCCCGGAAGGGUGAUGUGGCUGGGGGUAUCGGAAGUCUCACUAUGUCUGCCAUUUUCAACUUUCAGAGCCUACUGACAGUAAUCUUGCUGCUUAUAUGUACCUGUGCAUAUAUCCGAUCCUUGGCUCCUAGCGUCUUGGACAAAAAUAAAACUGGACUGUUGGGUAUAUUUUGGAAGUGUGCCAGAAUUGGUGAACGAAAGAGUCCCUAUGUAGCAGUAUGCUGUAUAGUCAUGGCAUUCAGCAUCUUAUUCAUCCAGUAGCUGGGAAAAUGGUAGAAUUUAAUUGCUUUCAGAUUUCUGUAGAUAAAAGACUUGCCUACAGGAAACUAUGGGAAGAAUGAUUAUUGACCCUUUAAGCUGUGUACCUUGAUUGAAAGACUCUGGUUACUGUUCUCAAUUAUAUGUGUUAAUGGA
Antechinus flavipes (yellow-footed antechinus) is the source of this 425-nucleotide messenger RNA. RefSeq names its product protein kish-A. The record is from RefSeq and is a predicted model, not a curated record. Lineage: Eukaryota; Metazoa; Chordata; Mammalia; Dasyuromorphia; Dasyuridae. Bases 54 to 272 code for a protein of 72 amino acids. The transcript has a single exon. Gene Ontology annotation, biological process: protein secretion; intracellular transport.